This is a messenger RNA of Lachancea dasiensis, 795 nucleotides long. Lineage: Eukaryota; Fungi; Ascomycota; Saccharomycetes; Saccharomycetales; Saccharomycetaceae. The record is from the annotation of a GenBank genome assembly.
AUGUCGUCUUCGCCUAAGAAGCUAAUGACGGGCACUUCUUCAUGGUCGCCUUUAGCUACUCCGGCAGCCCCCAGCUUGACGUCUGGAUCGCGAAGCUAUAAACUUCCUACACCUUUUGCACGUUCGUUGACGGAGGUGCCCAGCUAUGAACGAGUGAAAGCCGCUCAAGGCUCGGCAGAUGAGCAUAUAAAGAUCGUUGUGGUCGGAGACGGUGCUGUCGGCAAGACAUGUCUUUUGAUUUCGUAUACGCAAGGGAGGUUUCCGGAGGAAUACGUGCCAACGGUGUUCGAAAACUACGUAACAAAUAUCAAGGGCCCCAAAAACAAGAUAAUCGAACUGGCGCUGUGGGAUACUGCGGGCCAGGAGGAAUACAGUAGACUAAGACCUCUCUCCUAUACUGACGUCGAUAUCCUCAUGGUAUGCUAUUCAGUAGCUAGCAGGACGUCCCUGCACAACGUUGAGGAGCUGUGGAUACCAGAAGUGCGCCACUUCUGUCCGUCAACGCCCAUCAUGCUGGUGGGUACCAAGAGCGACCUUUACGCCUCAGACCAGCUCGAUAAGCUGGUUGAUCCUCGAGACGCCGAAUUGGUGGCCCAAAAAGUUGGGGCCCUAGGCCAUUUCCAGUCGUCUGCGAAGUUUCAUGACAAUAUUGAUGUGCUUUUCAAUUCUGCUAUGACAGCAGUGCUUACCGAAGCGACGCAAGAACGCAAGAGCUUUUCACCUUUUUCCAAGACCAAGAAAACGAAGGGUAAAAAUUUAGACAACAGACGGAAACAUAAUUGCCAGCUGCUGUAA